CUUCAACCCCACAUGAUCCAUUCUUGUACCAUGGCAGGAGUUGAUUCCUGUGGACCCAGGCAUGCCUCACCUGAAGGCUUAAGAUGCCCAUUAUGCCACCCACUACCCCUCUUCACAUCUCUACCUACUACCUGUAUAUCCCAUAAUUAUCGCGUGCAUCGCAUCGCUCCGUGUCGCAACAUAUCGUAACAUAUCGCAUUGCAUCCCAGAACACUGGACAUACCGCGCGCAACCGGCUGUGGGCUCAUACGUCCGUUAAAUUAGUAUAGCAUCAGAUUACUCAACACCACAGAUGGCCCUCCAGUAUCUGGCCGACGCCAAUGGCUGGUUGAGCUUCAACCAUAGCACCCCGAUACUCUACGUCACAGCCGAAGACGAGGAGUUCGACCUAGAAACAUUGCGCGCAUGGCGGGAAGAGGGCUUCAUUGUUAAGUACAUACCAAUGGGCAAAGGAGGGAAGACAUAUGUAAAUACGCUGCACCACCUCGGAGAUGGCAUGAGCAUCGGAGAGAGGUAUGCGAUCGUCGCAUUCGGGGACGCAGCAGCUAUAUGCCUUGAUGUAUAUUCCGAACCGAAAACCUCGACCUCGAAACUCUGUUCCCUCGUCGCAUACUACCCCACCUCGAUACCAGAUCCGACACAUCGUAUGAGCGCGUCAUUCCGGGUGCUCGUACAUCUGGCGCAUGGCACCGGCCCCUCGGAACCCACCGUCGGCGUCACUAAGAGGCCUGAGGUACUGGGCAUACAAGGAAAGCGGAGGACCGUCCAGAAGCGCAUCACUGCGGGCAUAGGUGCCGGUGGUCUGCAGUCCAAGAUUGCGUACCCCGUGUACUCUUACGAAGGUGUUGACCCAGGUUUUGCGGAGCACGACUUGGACGAAUAUGACCCAGUUGCUGACGCGCUGGCGUGGAGCAGGAGUUUGAGCAUGGUCCGACGCGGAUUCGGUGCGGAGGUUGACAUCGAGCGCGUGUGGGACCAAAAUGAAGAGUACAAGUUCCAUACGCAGAAUGUGGACAAAUUGAUGGAAACAUUCACAGCGGAGCCCACUCCGUUCGUGAAUUACACCCCCACCAUGACUGGCGGAAUCGGGCAGGAGGAUUUGAAGCGAUUCUAUUCCGAGUACUUUCUUUCAGCUUCACCUCCGUCGUUCCAUAUGCGACUGGUGUCACGCACCAUCGGCGUCGAUCGCAUCGUGGAUGAGCUAUAUAUCCAAUUCAAACAUACAUGCGAGAUGCCAUGGAUACUACCCGGAAUACCGCCAACCAAGCAGAAGGUGGAGAUCGUGGUAGUAUCGAUUGUGGGUUUGCGGGGUGGGAAGAUCUGGCACGAGAGAGUAUACUGGGACCAAGCAAGCGUUCUCUUUCAAGUCGGUCUUUUAGACCCGGAAGAGGUGCCCGAAGACCUAAAGAAAGAAGGGAUUGAGAUGCUUCCCGUAGCGGGGUCGGAAGCAGCAAGAAAGAUCAUGGAGUUCGAGAGCGAAGAGUCGAAUGACAUGAUUGAUGAUUGGUGAUGAACCAAUCUCUGGUCGUCACUUUCCUACGUUUCUCUUUCGCAGAAAUUUCCUUCGUAUACCUAGUCAAUUGUUGUAAUUUCGUCAUUUAAGCGCUGGCAGUUGGUGUUUUCUUUAAUCAAAGCUGUCUUUAUUGUUCCUAAUAGGGUUACCACUCGAAUAGGUAGAUAUUCGAUUACCCAAUUGGGUAGGUACAUGCCUCUCUCAUGUGAGAAUACUUGAUCUGGAAC
Messenger RNA from Aaosphaeria arxii CBS 175.79, 1740 nucleotides. Its product is annotated as NTF2-like protein. Gene Ontology annotation, biological process: polyketide metabolic process. The record is from RefSeq and is a predicted model, not a curated record. Lineage: Eukaryota; Fungi; Ascomycota; Dothideomycetes; Pleosporales. Bases 293 to 1510 code for a protein of 405 amino acids. The transcript has 3 exons.